AUGGCUGGUCUAGGGCCACAUUUGAUUGAUGAGUGUACGACAGCCGCGUUACUGUCGGGUAUGGACAUUUUUCGCAUAUGGGUGUAUGCACAGAACCUGGAGGACUGUAAGCAUCAGCGCAACGCAGAGCGUGAGCGUGGCCGAGGCCAUGGUAAGAGGGCUAGAUCUUUAGAUGUUGCUGGUUUACAGCAGCAAAGGGAAUUAAGACAAGAGAUGCUAUCUCCCCUGCGGUGUCCUAUUUGUGGUAAGAACCACUCAGGACCGUGUCGUCGGGAUACAUGUUAUACUUGUGGAGAUCCUGGACAUUUUUCUAGGGAGUGUCCGAUGAGGGUUGGAGAUAAUAUGACGUACAUAGAGAGAUCAGUUUCCGUAUCAUCACCUUCGGUGCGUGUUCCAGGGCGAGAACUUCAAACAUUUUCUAGUCGUGGUAGAGGUAGGGGUGGAGUAUCUAGCUCCGGUAGUGGUCUGAAUCGUAUCUAUGCUUUAGCAGGAAGGCCAGAUCCAGAUUCACCACCCAGCGUAGCCACAGGUACAUUGCCCUUUUAG
Molecule: messenger RNA, 546 nt
Organism: Lycium barbarum (goji berry)
Lineage: Eukaryota; Viridiplantae; Streptophyta; Magnoliopsida; Solanales; Solanaceae
Exons: 2
Coding region: 1-546 (181 amino acids)
Molecular function (GO): nucleic acid binding; zinc ion binding
Source: RefSeq, a predicted model, not a curated record